Messenger RNA from Symphalangus syndactylus (siamang), 1738 nucleotides. RefSeq names its product keratin, type I cuticular Ha7. The record is from RefSeq and is a predicted model, not a curated record. NCBI's taxonomy places the organism in Eukaryota, Metazoa, Chordata, Mammalia, Primates, Hylobatidae. Gene Ontology annotation, biological process: epithelial cell differentiation; intermediate filament organization. Gene Ontology annotation, molecular function: structural molecule activity. Gene Ontology annotation, cellular component: cytoskeleton.
AGUCUCAGUGGCUUAGCCUUCUGAUCCGAAGCUCCUGUGCAGCCUCAGCCCUACACCAUGACCUCCUUCUACAGCAGCUCCUCAUGCCCUCUGGGUUGCACCAUGGCUCCUGGAGCAAGAAAUGCCUCUGUCUCUCCUAUCGAUGUUGGGUGCCAGCCCGGGGCAGAGGCCAAUGCUGCCUCCAUGUGCCUCUUGGCCAACGUGGCACAUGCCAACAGAGUCCGUGUGGGGUCGACUCCCCUGGGCCGCCCCAGCCUCUGUUUGCCCCCGACCUGUCACACGGCUUGUCCCUUGCCAGGGACCUGUCACAUUCCUGGCAACAUCGGAAUCUGUGGGGCCUAUGGCAAAAACACCCUGAAUGGCCAUGAGAAGGAGACCAUGCAGUUCCUGAAUGACCGCCUGGCCAACUACCUGGAGAAGGUGCGCCAGCUGGAGCAGGAGAACGCGGAGCUGGAGGCCACACUCCUCGAGAGGAGCAAGUGCCACGAGUCCACUGUGUGCCCCGACUACCAGUCCUACUUCCGUACCAUUGAGGAGCUCCAACAGAAGAUCCUGUGCAGCAAGGCCGAGAAUGCCAGGCUGAUUGUACAAAUUGACAAUGCCAAGCUGGCUGCUGAUGACUUUAGGAUCAAGCUGGAGAGUGAGCACUCCCUGCGCCAGCUGGUGGAGGCGGACAAGUGUGGGACGCAGAAGCUCCUGGAUGACGCGACCCUGGCCAAGGCCGACCUGGAGGCCCAGCAGGAGUCCCUGAAGGAGGAGCAGCUCUCCCUCAAGAGCAACCACGAGCAGGAAGUAAAGAUUCUGAGGAGUCAGCUGGGGGAGAAGCUCCGGAUCGAGCUGGACAUUGAGCCCACCAUUGACCUGAACAGGGUGCUGGGGGAGAUGCGGGCUCAGUACGAGGCCAUGUUGGAGACCAACCGCCAGGACGUGGAACAGUGGUUCCAAGCCCAGUCUGAAGGCAUCAGCCUGCAGGCCAUGUCCUGCUCUGAGGAGCUGCAGUGCUGCCAGUCGGAGAUCCUGGAGCUGAGAUGCACAGUGAAUGCCCUGGAGGUGGAGCGCCAAGCCCAGCACACCUUGAAGGACUGUCUGCAGAACUCCCUGUGUGAAGCCGAGGACCGCUUUGGCACGGAGCUGGCCCAGAUGCAGAGCCUCAUCAGCAACGUGGAGGAGCAGCUGUCCGAGAUCCGGGCCGACCUGGAGCGGCAGAACCAGGAGUACCAGGUGCUGCUGGACGUGAAGGCCCGGUUGGAGAAUGAGAUUGCCACGUACCGGAACCUUCUGGAGAGUGAAGACUGCAAACUCCCCUGCAAUCCCUGCUCCACGCCUGCCUCCUGUACUUCUUGUCCAAGCUGUGGCCCUGUCACCGGUGGGUCUCCCUCUGGCCAUGGAGCUAGCACGGGGAGAUGAUUCCGAAGGCCCAAGUUAGGAGAUUGAGGCUGGUUGCACUGGGGUCAGGAGUGCCCUCACCUUGCUCAGUCUUCCUUCAAGACCAGACUCACUGAGGCAUUUUCCCUAAAUCAACCGGUAGCAGACACUUCCAAGGAGUGGCUCCCUGCCUAUGCCUCUAAGCUGUAUUUUUUGUUGUUUCUAAAGUGUUGUAAUUAUCUUCCAUGAAAGCGAUUAUUUUUCCCGAUGUCUCUUCUUAGUUCUUUUGGUUCUAUUCCAGUGUUUCAGAAUCUCCUAAAAUGUAACUGGGUUCCCUUCAUUAAAUGGUCAAUAAACCUCCUUCCUGCACCAA